AUGAAGUGUGAGCACUGCACGCGGAAGGAAUGUAGUAAAAAAACAAAAACCGAUGACCAAGAGAAUGCAUCAGUCGAUGUACCAAGUCCAGCCCACGAGAAUGGAGAGAAAUGUGAUGCCUCAGAGCACAGGGUGCUGGCAGUGUCGGUAUGUCCUCAGUCUCUGCCUUAUUUUGCUGCGAAAUUCAGCCUCAGUGUGACUGAUGCAUCCAGAAGACUCUGUGGCUUCCUCAAAAGUCUUGGGGUGCAUUAUGUCUUCGAUACAACAAUCGCUGCAGAUUUCAGCAUCCUGGAGAGUCAAAAAGAAUUUGUGCGUCGAUUCCGCCAGCACAGUGAGGAAGAGCCCACGUUACCCAUGCUGACCUCUGCCUGUCCUGAAAUAGAAAGCUGGGUCCGAUAUGCUGAGCGGGUGCUAGGUCACCCUGUCACCCCCCACCUCUGCACUGCCAAGUCUCCCCAGCAGAUUAUGGGAUCCCUGGUGAAGGACUACUUUGCCAGACGGCAGAACCUGUCCCCAGACAAGAUUUUCCAUGUCAUCGUGGCCCCUUGCUAUGACAAGAAGCUGGAGGCCCUUCAGGAAGAUGUUCUCACAGCCUCGAGGGGUUCCCGGGGCACUGACUGCGUGCUAACCUCAGGUGAAAUCACUCAGAUGAUGGAACAAAGUGACCUCUCGGUGAGAGACGCUGCUCUGGACACUCUGAACAAAGACUUCCAGGAGGUCACCCUCGAGAAGAGCGGGGAGGUUCUCUUGCGCUUUGCUGCUGCUUAUGGCUUUCGAAACAUCCAGGACGUGGUCCUAAAGCUGAAGAAGGGCAAGUUCCCGUACCACUUUGUGGAGGUCCUCGCCUGUGCCGGGGGGUGCCUUAACGGCAGAGGCCAAGCCCAGACCGAGGAUGGGUGCGUGGACAAGGCCCUGCUGCAGAAGAUGAAAGGCAUCUACGCUGACAUCCCCGUGCGGCUCCCAGAGACCAGUGCCCAUGUGCAGGAGCUGUACCAGGAAUGGCUGGAUGGCAUCGACUCCCCCCGAGUCCAGGAAGCCCUGCAUACCGCAUACCAGGGCCCAGGGCAUCCUGCUAACAGCCGAGACAUCAAGUGGUGAACGUCGAGGAGGCUGGGAGUCAGGCCUGUCAGCUGCCUGAGGAUGGAGGAGCUGCCACGUGUGGGUAUCAGAGACACUGGAAGAAAACAGCUCAGCUUUUCUCUUAUUACUUUGGUUUUUCAGAAUUCUCUGCUACCCCCAUUUGUCAGCAGCCCCCUCCCUCAGUUUGAUGAGGUGCUAUCUUCGUAAUAUACAUGUGAUUGGAAUAUUUUAACGUGAGAGAAGGGUGCCCCAAUUUGAGUUUCCUUUAAGACUGAAAAAUUCCAAAGAACAAGAAUGGAGGCAGAGUACUGUCUUCUGGGCUUAAUGAAAAUCCAGAAAGUGUCCUGUGAACAGCUAAGACCCCAGGAGUUCUGAUUCACAUGCCUCAGAGAGAUUUGAUGUGGAAAUGACAGGAAGCGGGCAGGAUGCGGGGGUCUAUGGUCUGCCCAGUUGGCUCUUAUUUUUACCCACUUAUUUUAUUCUUAAAAAUGUUUUUGCCGGGCUUCCCUGGUGGCGCAGUGGUUGAGAGUCCGCCUGCCAAUGCAGGGGACAUGGGUUCGUGCCCCGGUCCGGGAAGAUCCCACAUACCACGGAGCGGCUGGGCCUGUGAGCCAUGGCCGCUGAGCCUGCGGUUCAUGUUUUUGCCAGAAUGUGAAUAAACUGCAUCCUUUAGGAAUCGGGGCUCAUAAAUAUGAAUCUGGAUUUUCAGCUUUUCUGGAGAAAAAGUUCUGGCAACAGUGGGCCGCGUUCCUCACUGCUGUGCUGUCCAGAGUGCAGUAACAGCCGCCUCCUGGGACCAGACUCUCUAACUGUGGCCCUGCAGGCUCUGGCAACUUAUGUCCCAAACUCACGCUUUCACAUUCAGUCUUUAAGUGAACUCACCUUGAGGCAGAGGGAGGCCUGCGAAGGAUGACAGGUGUUACAGAUGGAAGGAUGGAGAGGCAGCUGCCCUGCUCAGGCUAGGCUGUGUGGUCGGCAGUCAGCCUCCUCCAUCCUUCCUUGGGUGGGGUCAGGCAGGUGACGGCCCUUCUGACCCUGAACUUGGAUGAGGCAGCUUCCUGAUGGUCCAGCCUCUCCUCGUUCUCCUCCCCGGUGUCCUACCCACACACCGUGGGCCUGGCUCGUCCACGGGGCUUGGUGAAGCCUCCAUGGCUCCUGACAGGACUCCCCCACCUGGCAUGUAGUGCUCACGUGAGCUCGCCUUAAAGAAAGGUGGAAGAGAGCAGUUUACCCACAAACAGAAAGGGCUAGCAAAGAAUUGGAAAUUAUGGAAUCAUGGAACUCCAUGUCAGGGCUCAUCCUGUGAAACAAAGAUGUCUGUGGAUAGGCCUCCAGUUCGAUGUUCAAAGCACUUGAAUUUUGUUAUCAUGGGUGGUGACGUUCUUCUUGGAUCCCUCAGUGCUGUAAAGCCUGGGCUGUUAGAUUUCCUUCAUCUACUCUAUGUUGUAUUGUACCUGUAUACCUAUCUGGGUUGACAACUGGAUAUAAUGUGUGAAAUUGUAUAUUUUUUGCUUUCAACCUAUAUACAAUUGGGUUUCUAUCCUCUACAGUAACUGAUUAUGGAAUAAACACUUGAA
Molecule: messenger RNA, 2657 nt
Organism: Mesoplodon densirostris (Blainville's beaked whale)
Lineage: Eukaryota; Metazoa; Chordata; Mammalia; Artiodactyla; Ziphiidae
Product: nuclear prelamin A recognition factor-like
Exons: 2
Coding region: 1-1098 (365 amino acids)
Cellular component (GO): lamin filament
Molecular function (GO): lamin binding
Source: RefSeq, a predicted model, not a curated record